Molecule: messenger RNA, 1630 nt
Organism: Humulus lupulus (European hop)
Lineage: Eukaryota; Viridiplantae; Streptophyta; Magnoliopsida; Rosales; Cannabaceae
Product: histone deacetylase 2
Exons: 13
Coding region: 97-1296 (399 amino acids)
Molecular function (GO): histone deacetylase activity
Source: RefSeq, a predicted model, not a curated record
CAACUCAGUUCGAGUUGAGUUGAAACCAUGAACUCAGUUUGCCUCAGUAGUACCGAGUCGACUCUGUUCGAGUUCUGAUUAUGACUGUAGAAGACAAUGAACAACUUUCACAACCGAGUCAUAUACGACCCAGUUUGGCUGAGUCAACACGGAUUCGCAGUUAAAUCAACACUUGUUUUGUUUCUCUUUUUCCUUACCUUCAAACUGUCUCAAAGUCUCUAUCGCAAUUCGAGGUUUUGCUCUGCAACAACCAUGUCUUCCUCUUUGUCUCGAAACGACGCCGAAUCGCUCCGCCAAGAGCGAAUUCUCUCUAGCAAGCUCUAUUUCGACGUUCCAACAUCCAAGGUACCGUUGAUUUACUCUUCGAAGUACGACAUCGCAUUUGUUGGCAUAGAGAAGCUGCACCCAUUUGAUUCUGGUAAGUGGGGUAGAAUAUGUGGGUUUUUAAUCAAGGAAGGUGUUCUUGACAAAAAUGGUAUUGUAGAGCCAUUGGAAGCUUCAAAGAAUGAUCUCCUUGUGGUUCAUUCAGAUUCGUAUUUGAAUAGCUUGAAGUGUAGUGCAAAUGUUGCCAUGAUAAUUGAGGUACCUCCUGUGGCAUUAUUUCCCAAUUGUCUUGUGCAGCAGAAAGUUCUUCAACCAUUCAGAAACCAGGUUGGAGGAACUAUUGUAGCUGCAAAGCUUGCCAUGGAACGGGGAUGGGCUAUCAAUGUCGGGGGAGGGUUUCAUCAUUGCUGUGGAGGGAAAGGAGGGGGAUUCUGCGUUUAUGCAGAUAUUUCCCUUUGCAUUCACUUCGCUUUUGUUCGAUUAAACAUAGCAAGGGUGAUGAUUAUUGAUCUUGAUGCACAUCAAGGAAAUGGCCAUGAAACAGAUUUUGCCAAUGACUGUCGAGUCUAUAUUCUUGAUAUGUUCAACCCUGGUAUAUAUCCAUUGGAUUACGAGGCUAGGAGAUAUAUCGAUCAGAAGGUUGAAGUAGUGAGUGGCACUAAAACACACGAGUACUUGCAAAAAUUAGACGAAGCACUUGAGGUUGCUGCACACGCAUUUGAUCCAGAGCUUAUAAUUUAUAAUGCUGGAACCGAUAUACUAGAUGGAGAUCCACUGGGGAGGUUGAAGAUCAGUCCUGAUGGGAUAACCAGUAGAGAUGAAAAGGUUUUCCGGUUUGCCCUCGAGAGGAACGUUCCUAUUGUCAUGCUCACAUCAGGUGGUUAUAUGAAGUCUAGUGCUAGGGUUAUAGCAGAUUCGAUAACAAAUCUCUCCACGAAACGUUUGAUCGAGACGAGUGUAACAGCGGCAUGAAUUUGUGUUUUGUUUGAUGGAAUGAAGUACCAAUGAGGAGGCAAAAAGGGCACAAGUUUCUUGGAUUCAUUUAAGCCUCUCGAGUUCUUGAGUUCCACUUGUAUUAGGUGACUGUUGCAGUUCAGUUCAUGUUGGAACUCAUUGUAAAUGAUUAUCUUCUUUAAAGAAGAUAUGUGAGAGUUUUUAUUUUGUUUUUAGUGCUCAUAGACACUUCUGCAAGUGGUUAUGACGACACUGCUUUGAAAAGUAUGUACAAAUAUACAUUUUUUCUUUGAGGUGUAUAUUCAAAUGUCAUUCAUGACAAUCUAUACGAAAACAGUAGAAAUUAGCAUAA